Molecule: messenger RNA, 4246 nt
Organism: Hippocampus comes (tiger tail seahorse)
Lineage: Eukaryota; Metazoa; Chordata; Actinopteri; Syngnathiformes; Syngnathidae
Gene: epb41a
Product: erythrocyte membrane protein band 4.1a
Exons: 23
Coding region: 676-3291 (871 amino acids)
Biological process (GO): actomyosin structure organization; cortical actin cytoskeleton organization
Cellular component (GO): plasma membrane; cytoskeleton
Molecular function (GO): actin binding; structural molecule activity
Source: RefSeq, a predicted model, not a curated record
AAAAAGGGGGGGGGGUGCUUUCCACUUGGCGCCGGUGCCGUACCGCGCCGCUAUCCCAGCUCGAACUCCCUCGGUGUGCCCGCGAGCAGGAUUUGACCCCCGCGAGGCGGACGCGGCUGCUCUCUGCUCGCUUUGCUUUGCUGCAGUGCGAUCACCUCAUCUGACACACAAGUUCAGCCGCCAGGCUCGUUCCUCUCUGGAAAGCUCCGCAUCGGGACUACUGACGCAUUUCCACACCGUGGACGGUUCACUCCGACAGGACGAAGUGCUGCGUUUUAGAAAUGCCGGUGCGCGAGAUCAACUUUUUUUUCUUGAUAGUUGGCGUGAGUUUCGAAGGUGUUUUCCGGUGUUGGUGUGAGCUUGACGCAGCGGCGUCUGAGCGACCGCUCCCACGCGUCAUUUCGGGGCGUGGACGCCGAGUCCUGCCUUUCGUCUGAGAAGAAAUGUGACGUGCCGAGUGGAUGAGAAACGACGGCCGAGCUGCUGGAAAAGAAGAACAUCAAGGAACAGCAUUGUCCUUCUUAUAAUCAAUUGGGUUGACAGUAUCUGUCGAGAGAGUCACGCACUUGUUCAUUCCAAUAACAUGAAGGGAGUGCAGACUUAUUUUUCAUAAACUCUCGUGUUUAAAGUACUGCAUAUGUAUACAUUCUGUGUAUAGCACAUUUCAACUGCCACAUGGUCACCAUGACAACAGACGAAGCAGAGAGUCACCAGAAGAAGCCGAGGCAUCAGGAGGAGGCCGGCCAGGACGCAAAGCCGUCCUCUCCGGAAGAGGAACACCUGCGGACUCGCAACCGCAACUCGGUCGGCCGCGGCCUCUCCCGCCUCUUCUCCUCCUUCCUCAAGAGGCGCUCGCAGUGCGAGAGCGAGGGAGGGGAGAAGGGGGAGGAGGAGGAGGAGCAAGAAGCCAAAGCUCCCAUUGCUGACCCUGAACCCGAACUGAAGAUUGAGGGAGAGGUGGCCCACGACCGGCACUCGGUCAGCAGCGCCGAGGCUCAGGCUGCCCAUGUAGAAAAGAACGAAGCUGAGGAGGGUGGAAAAGACAAAGAGCUCAACAAGGAGAACGCAGAGGUGGCGACACUGGAGAAAGAGGAGGAGGGGAAGGAGGAAGGAAAGGAGGCUGGUUCUGAAGGGAGCAGUCACGGCGAGAAAGAAGAGAAGGCCACAGAGGAGGAGUCCCAAACUCCCAAAGCUCCACGUCGCCCCAAAACCAUGCAGAUUAAAGUCACCCUGCUGGAUGACACUCUCUAUGAGUGCGAGUUGGAGAAACACGUCAAGGGCCAGGAGCUGUUCACAAAAGUAUGCGACCACCUCAAUCUGCUGGAGAGGGACUAUUAUGGGCUGCUCAUCUGGGAGACGCCCAAAGCCAAGACUUGGAUGGACCUGGACAAGGAGAUCCGCAGGCAGGUGCAAGGUUCCCGCUAUGAUUUCACGUUCAAUGUGAAAUUCUACCCGCCGGAUCCAGCCCAGUUAUCGGAAGACAUCACAAGGUAUUACCUGUGCCUCCAACUACGUAAGGACAUCCUGCAAGGGCGUCUGCCCUGCUCAUUUGUCACCCUGGCCUUGCUUGGCUCCUACGCUCUGCAGUCAGAGUUGGGCGAGUAUGACCCCGAGGUGCACGGCAGUGAUUAUGCCAAGGAGAUGAAGAUGACUAAUGGGCAGAGCAAGAAGCUUGAGGAGAAGAUGAUGGAGCUUCACCGCACUUACAGGUCAAUGAGUCCGGCUCAGGCUGACAUGAUGUUCCUGGAGAACGCAAAGAAGCUGUCCAUGUAUGGAGUUGACCUACACCAGGCUAAGGAUCUCGAUGGCGUCGGCAUCAUGCUGGGAGUUUGCUCCAAUGGGUUGAUGGUUUAUAAAGACAAACUGAGGAUCAACCGCUUUCCCUGGCCCAAAGUCCUGAAAGUCUCCUACAAGCGCAGCAGCUUCUUCAUCAAGAUCCGCCCAUCUGAGGUAGAGCACUAUGAGAGCGCGAUAGGCUUCAAACUACCUCACUACAAAGCAGCCAAGAAACUGUGGAAAGUGUGUGUCGAACAUCACACCUUCUUCAGGCUGACAUCCACCGAGAUGGUCGCGACUCCCAAGAAGUUUCUGCCUCUGGGCUCCAAAUUUCGCUACAGCGGUCGAACUCAGGCUCAGACCAAACAGGCCAGCUCCCUCAUUGACAGACCGGCGCCUCUUUUCCAGCGCACUUCCAGUAAGAGGAACUCCCGCAGCAUGGAUGGAGCCAUGGCAUCCACCCCAGACAACAAAUCCACCCGCCCAGUCAGCGCGCCUGUCAUGUCGCCGCUGUCUCCUGGGGAGAAGGCGCCGCCGUCGCCGCUGCUACGCAGCCUUCAUCCGCCCAACCGCAGCAACGGCGCCGCGCCCAAGUUCCGCCGCUCUGCCGACAGGAAGACCGAGGUGAAGGGCCACGGUCGGAAAACCGAACCCACCAAAACCCCGAGCCCCAGAGCGGAGUCCACUCCAGAAUUGAAGACGUCGGCCGGGAGAGAACGGAGACGUUCGCCCUCUGUGACCGCCGCCAAUGGGGAACGGGAGAAAAAGACCCAGCAGUGUCCUCGGGACAAAUCAAAGAUGGAGACCACGCGAGUGAGGAAGAAACGGGCUAAGAAACUUGAGGGUGAAACUAUUUAUAUCAGACAUAGCAAUUUAAUGUUGGAGCUUGACCCGAAAGGCUUGGCAUGCACCAUUUUCCUCUCUGACUCUGAUGACGUGGAUAAGACCCAGACGGAGAUCAUGCGUCACCACACAAGCAUCAGUGAGUUGAAGAGGAGUUUCAUGGAGUCCGUCCCAGAGCCUCGACCCAGCGAGUGGGACAAGCGUCUUUCCACCCACUCGCCUUUCCGCACGGCGAGCAUCAACGGCCAGCUGCCACCAGCGUCUCCAGUGCUGAAGACCCAGACAAUCACCAUCUCGGAUGUCACCAACUCUCUUCGAGGAACCGUGGCCCUGAAGGACAUCCCCUUGGUUCACACGGAGACAAAGACGAUUACAUACGAGUCAGCCCAGCCGCUGGACCCCUUUGCGGACAGGGACUCGGGAGUGCUCCUGAGUGCCCAGACCAUCACAUCCGAGACGAUAAGCACCACCACCACCACCCAGAUCACCAAGACGGUGAAAGGAGGCAUCUCAGAAACUCGCAUUGAGAAGAGGAUCGUCAUUACCGGAGACACCGAAAUUGAUCAUGACAAGGCUUUGGCCCAGGCUAUAAAAGAAGCCAAAGAACAACACCCGGAUAUGUCGGUCACCAAAGUGGUUGUCCAUCAAGAAACGGAGAUUUCCCCCGAGUGAGAGCGGCUCAUCCCUCGCAAGCGCAGAGGCGCGGGGCUCUUUUUUCCGGGCGCUGCGCUUUUUUUCUCCCCCGUUCCCCCCCAAAAACAUUGUCCCGAUCGGUGUGAGUGUGAGCGCGGACGGUUGGUUGUCCAGGCGUGCCCCCGCGAUGGGCUGGCGACCGCUUCAGGGUGUGCUCGGAAGCGGCUUGGAAAACGAACGAAUGAAUGAAUGGAUGGAUGACUCUUAUCCCAAUCCCCUCAGAGGCCUCCCUCCCCCUUCCCCACCUCCCCCACAUCACACCCUUUUGACCUCAGAGCGGCGAGCGCCUUUGACAUGAACCUCCAGACCACAUCGGACGGACCGACUCCCUGACGGAACCUCGGGAAGUUGUGCUCCAGGGGCUCGCCGGGAGAAAUUUCCCGCUCCUACUCGACUUCCUGCCAAAACGCCGUCCCACCGGCUGUUCCCCAACAACGUACCUUUUAUAAGGAACAAAAAAAAAAACACUUGUGAAAUGAGACGGAGAACAUUUUUCCAAAAGGGGCAUUUGGUCUUUUAAUCUUUGUGAUGACGGAACUUUAUUUUUGUAGAGCUUUUCUUACAAUCCCAAUUGGUUCGCGAUCAUGUGGGGCAACGCCGGGUUUGUUUCUUUGUUUGUUUCUUUGUUUUUAAUUUAAGCAAUGUGAUCCAAACACGGCGAAUGUGGCUGAUUGUACACAUCCAGACUCAAGGUUCCUUCCCCGCUCGCUUUGAUUUCUUGUACAGUACACGAAUUGGUAUCGCGGGUUCCCUUUUAAUGUGAAGAAAUGUUUUGUUUUUUUUUCUUCUUCUUCAAUGUGGAAAAGAAUCUUCCCUUUCUUGACACCCCCGUUUUGAGCACUUGUUCACUUCUUGUUUGCUUUGCUCUUGCUGUCGUGUUUGCGCCGGAGACUCGGACGUUGAUUUCUGCUCACCUCCGCCGCCCGUCGGAGGC